Messenger RNA from Trichophyton rubrum CBS 118892, 2007 nucleotides. RefSeq lists its product as uncharacterized. The record is from RefSeq and is a predicted model, not a curated record. Gene Ontology annotation, molecular function: phosphatidylinositol binding. The transcript has 5 exons. Bases 1 to 2007 code for a protein of 668 amino acids. Lineage: Eukaryota; Fungi; Ascomycota; Eurotiomycetes; Onygenales; Arthrodermataceae.
AUGCGGUAUGUGUUACUAUUAUCUUCUUUUCUGUCCCUGUACCCUUGGAAUGGCUCCUUUCUCAUCAGUCUUGUACAGGAAUUUUUAAUCCGUGUUCGGCAACAAGAUGGCCCUAGCAUCUACAUUGGCCGUCGUUUUGGUGAUUUUGCGAGAUUGCACAAAAAGCUACGAACUGAGUUGCCUGGGAAAAUCAUCCCUCCUCUUCCCAGGAAAAAUAAAACCUCGGUAUCAUCGUCAUUCAUUGGUUCAAACCUGGAUGACGAUGCUUCGUCCACAUCAUCUGUCAAUACCCUAGAGACAAGUGAAGGCCAAUCUACGCGAAACCUCGUUGUUCCGGGCACUCUUAAACAUAAAACUUCCAUGUCCUCGCUCAAAUCUAUAGGCUCGCAGUCGCCUAGAGCAUCGGGAGAGCUACAGGGUGAAACUGUCACACUGUACAGAGAGGAGCAACGAGUAUCCCUUCGCGCAUUUUUGAGACUGAUUCUACAAAACCAUAGAAUAGCCUCUUCCAAUGCGAUAAGGGAAUUCCUAACGGAUAAACCGAUCACGUUGAAUGAAGAGGAAGAGGUAGAUAUUGCAAGAAGAAAAGAGCUUGAUGCCAAACGCAUUGAAGAGCAAAGACGCUUUUACGAGAUUGCACGGAAACGCGCGCGUGAAUUAGAUGUUUAUAUGGAGCAAUUCAGGCAAGAUAUUGUGGAAAGAAAUGGCCUCACAAAACUAUUUCAGGAGAUUAGAGAAAAGGACUCUGUAGAAGCGUUGAGUCCACAAUAUCAAAAGUUUGCAGAAUGGCUGCGUAUCGAGGUUGCGGCUACACUAUACCACAUCUUUUUAGCUGAGGAUAAUUCUCCUGAAUUAUUCGCCCAAGCCAAACGGAUACACUCUUUGAUCCCGUAUUCGAUCUUAAAGAAUGUCAUCCGCAUUGCUAACCCUGCUGCCGUGAUGGCUGGAGUCCUGGACCUUUUCCUUGCUCAACCGUUUGGAGCUCGAUCUCUUUUACAACGAAUAUUCGCCAUGGCGAUUCAAGACGGCGUGAAAGCUUUUCAAAAGUCGGUCGAUAGCUUAGCAGCAAGAAUCGAUGAUAAUAUUCUAGUAGAUAAGCUUCGAGCAUUUACGGAAUCCGAUGAACAGGUGAAGAAUGAGCUCCGUGGAGAGGCAGAAGCGGAAAGCGUUGAUAUAGUUGUGGUGAUCUUGCGGUCAGAACACUUCGAACCGGAAUUGACUGUACGGCAAAUCGAGAAAGUAUUCAAUUCUUAUGUCGCUUGGGUGAGCGCAGUUGAAAGUAUUAAUGAUCCUGAGAUACAGCAAGGUGCUCAGUGGUUUUCAUACCUAAAGCAGCUUUUGAAAGUGCUUACGAGGCAAAGAGAUAAAAUGAUGAUGCUUAGUAUUAUUGAAGAGCCUGUGACCCUACAACUUUUCCGUGAUCUAUUCACCAUCUUCUACGAGCCCCUGGUCCGUGUUUACAAAUCUGCCAACGUCUAUAAUAGCAUCACAGAUUUUGCAGAAUUUGCAAAUGAUGCUAUUGCUGUCAUUGAGCGAGCUCAAAGACAAGAUGUUUCCGCCGAUCCAAACCAAACUGUUCAGUCAUUCAUUGACCUCUGCACCCGCCAUCAGCACAGUUUUUAUAAAUUCGUUCAUGAAGUUCAUAUCCAUGAUAACGGACUGUUUGCAUCGCUGAUGACGUGGUUGGAAGAUAUUCUCAAGUUCCUUCGCGAGGGACCAGAAAGUGGAGGCACUCUUGACAUGAAUGCACUCUUCCAAGGAGCCGUUUCUGCUGGCCAGAUUGACAAGGACAUCGCGAUCGCUGAGAUUGAUGCCCUAAUCAAAUGGCAUUCAGACAGAAAGAAAUGGCACCAGGAUAAAACCCGGCAGAAGAUGGCCGCUGAAGGUGUUCACGAGCAGAUUCCAGGUACUUCUACGUUUAAAAGCAGUGACUUUGGGCUCCAUGAGGUAAGAAACUCUGUGGCUACCUAUAUAUGUUCUCUUGUUAACAUUUUUCUUCUAGGGUGA